Molecule: messenger RNA, 2775 nt
Organism: Diachasma alloeum
Lineage: Eukaryota; Metazoa; Arthropoda; Insecta; Hymenoptera; Braconidae
Product: potassium voltage-gated channel subfamily KQT member 1
Exons: 18
Coding region: 167-2689 (840 amino acids)
Biological process (GO): transmembrane transport; potassium ion transport
Cellular component (GO): membrane
Molecular function (GO): voltage-gated potassium channel activity
Source: RefSeq, a predicted model, not a curated record
GUUGCCGUCACAGACUAUGCAUCCGACUGACUGACAGCGGGAAUGGCAAACCUUGGGCCUUUUCGGUAUUUCUAUUUAGAUGCGAGCAUUGACCAAUUUUGAGAUAUUACGAGACAUGAGUCAUAAAGGCGGGAAGAGCAGAACCAGCUGACACUCGAGUGCCAUAAUGACGUCGGAGCCACUGUCGGAUGGUGGCAGUCCGGCGUUGCUUCAUCGUCCUCUACUCACCCCGCAUUUCGUCCUACGCUCAGCCACCCUUGAGCGCGACUCUGAGACUCACAACACCGGGAAACCCGCUACUGGUGUUACAUCGUACUACGCGACUACCUCCGUGCGUUUUCAAACAUUCGACAUGGUGGAUCAAAAGUCACUCAGGUACAUCGGUGACAGCGUUGACGACGCUGCCGCCGGCGGCUGUGUCCAAGGAGGUGGUGGUGCACGCCUGACAGCCCCGAGAAUGUCAUUAUUGGGCCGGCCGAUUAACUACAGGGCGACACGCAGGGACGCCCGAUACCGGAGGCUACAAACAAACUUCUAUAAUUUUCUUGAACGGCCCAGGGGCAUCUACGCCAUCACCUACCACAUGAUCGUAUUCUGUAUGGUCUUCAUGUGUCUGGUGUUAUCGGUCUUUAGUACAAUAGACGAGUACGAAAAGGAGGCUGGUAUGUGGCUCUAUUACAUGGAGCUAGUCGUGGUAAUUUGGUUCGGGAUGGAAUUCUGUCUCAGAUUGUGGUCAUCUGGAUGUCGCUCUCGCUACCAGACGGCCAUCGGCCGCCUGAAAUUCCUCCGUAGGCCGUUUUGUAUCAUAGACAUGAUAACUAUUCUGGCUAGUGUAGUCGUCCUUGCAAUGCGAAGUAGUGGCCAAGUAUUUGCGGCUAGUGCCCUUCGGGGCCUCAGGUUCUUCCAGAUACUGCGGAUGGUCCGUAUGGAUCGUCGUGGAGGCACCUGGAAACUGCUGGGAAGUGUCGUGUAUGCUCACCGUCAAGAACUCAUUACGACCCUCUACAUCGGCUUCCUUGGUCUAAUAUUCGCAAGCUUCUUGGUGUAUCUCGCCGAGAGGGACGACGAGCACUUCAACAACUACGCGAAGGCUCUUUGGUGGGGAGUGAUUACCCUGUGCACCGUUGGCUACGGCGAUGCUGUACCAAAAACUUGGCAAGGAAAAAUUAUUGCCUCCUUCUGCGCACUCCUGGGAAUAUCCUUCUUCGCAUUGCCCGCGGGGAUUCUGGGCUCGGGAUUUGCGUUGAAAGUUCAGCAGCAGCAGAGACAGAAACACAUGAUUAGGAGGCGACAGCCUGCUGCUACAUUGAUUCAGGCACUGUGGAGAUGUUAUGCCGCUGAUGAACACAGUAUGAGCAUUGCCACAUGGAAAAUUCAUCAAGUUCCGCUUUCCAGUCCACCUAGUAGUCGUCUGUCUUCCAGUUUUAAGCACAAUGCCUCAUUCGUCAGUCGUUUACCGACAAUUCGUCGCCACAAGAGCACAUCCCUUCACAGUCCAGGUGGACACAAGCUGUCACAUAAUUACCAGCGCCCGCCGCCCCGUGUUUUUACUGAUCUCAUAUCAUCAGCUGAGAAUCUAGGUCUGUUAAUGUCGACAGGAGUCGGGAAUCAUCACCACGGAAUCUGCAAUGAUCCGAAUGAAUCGCAGUUAACCACAAAAAAUCUCAACGCGAGUUACUCCGAGGACUCGGUGACCGAGACAGCAUUCUCGAAGAAAAAUUCAGACGACGAGGAGGAGGAGCCAUCGCGUUGCAUUCACCUCACCAAGAAGCACAAGACAGCUAUUCGUGCGAUAAGAAAGAUGAAGUACUUCGUGGCGCGACGCAAGUUCAAAGAGGCUCUGAAGCCAUAUGACGUUAAAGAUGUGAUUGAGCAGUACAGCGCAGGCCACGUCGAUCUCAUCAGUCGCGUGAAGAGUAUUCAAAAUAGAUUAGAUCAAAUACUCGGGAGGCAGGGCUCAAAAGCACGGGACGUUUACGUGUCAAAGAUCAGUCUGGCUUCCAGAGUAGUUAAAGUAGAGCGACAGGUCGACGAUAUUGAGACUAAAUUGGACCAACUAAUUGAAUUAUAUAUGGAGGAUCGAAAGCGACUUUUGUCGCUACCAAUGGCUGAAUCCUACAAGGUGCCUCACCCACCCAUCACUUGUCCGGAAGAAACUACCACAAUUACAACUGUAUUGAAGCCAAUACUGGUGGACAAGCAGUUGUCCGAGCCAAGUUCACCAACGUCGAAGACCCAGCGUGAAAUGAAACCCCAGAAACCACGGCAGAUUCAUCGGGGAUACUCGGAUUUAGGGAGCAGAGUCAAAAAACGUGUCACUCUAAGCUCAAUAGCCCCACCACACCUGUUUCAUCUGGAUGAAUCCUCAGCGAUGAGACCGGCGACCGCAUAUUCGGCUGGCUCACCAUCGCCCAGGGACGAUGGGGUCGUUAUCAUUGUGCCUACUCUAUCCGAAACAAGAAAAGAGGCAAUUUCAACGUUACGACCCUCCACCGUCAACGGACGAUACGAUAAAUCCACGGUAACCGUGGAGUGUGAUCCAGGGCGUUCAACGGGCGAUGACUACAAUACCGAGAACGAGGGCGAGGACACGUCAUGCGAAAGGGCAGCCCUGCUUGGCGCCUCCGAAUCUACGCUACCAAUAUCACCAAGCUCCAUUGAUCCUGGGGGUAGCAUAGAUCAGCCAUGAACGAAAACAAGAUGGAAAUUGCUUUCGUCGCGAUAUAGUCAAUAUAUUUUUGCUAAUAAAUUAGCAAUUUGCUUCCGAAUGGAAUU